CCACCGAAAUGAACUCCAUCGCUUACAUACACUUCGCCCUCCCACUGCCGUGGGCUUUGAGUGGCCGAGAAACUCAUUAUCCAAAAGCAGUCACUCAGAAUGGCUCCGGAAGGGUUUGUCUUCCUCAACACGACAGGGGCGCCAAGUCUGUCGAAACGGGCGGCCAAGCGAGUGAGGGGCCAUGUCACAAAGACGAACUUUGCGAAUCGAAGGCAACGCAAGGCCGAAGCAGAUGCUGACAAACGUGACAAAUCAACACGCGAGGCGCAGAAGCUGAACUCGCCAUGCUCACUCAGAACCCAGCUGUCAAGUAGCAGUCUGGCGAUGGCGCUGUCCAUCGCGACAUCCAGGGCUGACAAGCAGCACGCCGCCGAACUGCUCAACGAAUUUUGGUCCGUCAUAUUCCUUCACGAUAGGGUUCUGCCAGGGGGCGAGAACGACCAGCUAUGGCUGGACACGAUGGCAUCGGAGCCAGCCUUUGUCGAGGCCACCAUGGCCGCAGCCGUUCGGUAUUGGUCACCCGACUUGGCGUGUAAGUUGAGGUCAGAGAUGCAUUUACAUAAAGCAACAGCCAUGGUGAUCAGUCGGGUCUCGUCCGAUGACACCUAUUCUGAUGGAUUCUUUGGCGCUGUGCUGACCAUGGCCCUGGGCGAGCGCAUGGUGCGAAACGACGCAGCAUGGGAGAUCCACAUGAAUGGCCUCGUACAGACGAUCAAAGCGCGGCAGGCUCGUGGGAUGGCCAGCUUACCGGCCUUGUUCACGGAUCUCAUGAUUCUCGACACCGUCAACGAUGUCAUCGGCUUCCCCCGAGUAUACCACCCCAAACUCGUUGAACUCCUCGAGGACCAUGCCGACGGGAUCAUCACCACUACGUCGGCAUUGGCGUACCGCGUGGUGCUGCUCCGGGGAAUGGUCCACUUGCACCGGCAGAACGGCUAUAGACGGGACGAGGUCGAAGCGAUAGCAGAGGUCUCUGAGAUUAUCCAACAGCGCACCCUUGUACUGGAAGCACACAGCAAUCCGUACGUGAGAUGCACUACCAAGGCCAAUCGGUUACUAUCCACCUUAUCGUGGCCUCUUGAGGUGGAUGAGAGCGCAUGUGCCUCGCUGGCAGAUGAGCUGAAGGCAGAGAUGGAGAGUCUGCCCGGCAGAUCAUGCCUUUACAUGGAUUUGACUUCAUGCCAGAUCAUUGUGGGAGCUAUUGCGUCGGCGCCAGGUUCGGCUUCAAGAGCUUGGUUUAUAGACAAGUUGAGUCGUGGUGUGCGAGGGAUGCAGCGGAGAGGAUGGAACAACGCGUAUGAGCUGUUGGAGACGGCGUUGGGGAAUGACGAGGAUCUGCUUGAGCGAUUUGCAACUUUGUGGGCAGAGAUUUAAUGGCUUUAUUUUUCUAGCACGAAAACGGUAUAAUAAGACAUGAAAAUGGUCGUCAUAUCAAUAAGUAAUCACCAGCAGCAGCGUCCAAGUACCUUGGGGUCCCGGGUAGCCAACCAUUAUCAAAAGACCGACAUGGACCGGCUUCGGGGUUAAUAGGCGGGCAAUUC
This is a messenger RNA of Emericellopsis atlantica, 1541 nucleotides long. RefSeq lists its product as uncharacterized. The transcript has 4 exons. The record is from RefSeq and is a predicted model, not a curated record. The coding region runs from base 100 to 1374 and encodes 424 amino acids. Lineage: Eukaryota; Fungi; Ascomycota; Sordariomycetes; Hypocreales; Bionectriaceae.